AUGUCCGAGACUAUUUACGAUCAGAUUGAAAUAGAGGAUUUCACUUUUGAUCCAGCUACACAACUAUUCACAUACCCAUGUCCUUGUGGUGAUAGAUUUCAAAUUUCGAUCUAUGAUAUGCAAGAAGGUGAAAACAUUGCUGUUUGUCCUUCUUGUUCUCUUAUGACAGAAAUUAUUUUUGAUGAAUCUGAUUUGCAGGAAUAUUUAGACCAGAUCUGA
Molecule: messenger RNA, 219 nt
Organism: Pichia kudriavzevii
Lineage: Eukaryota; Fungi; Ascomycota; Pichiomycetes; Pichiales; Pichiaceae
Exons: 1
Coding region: 1-219 (72 amino acids)
Biological process (GO): protein histidyl modification to diphthamide
Molecular function (GO): metal ion binding
Source: RefSeq, a predicted model, not a curated record